Hemiscyllium ocellatum (epaulette shark) is the source of this 1165-nucleotide messenger RNA. RefSeq names its product zinc finger, SWIM-type containing 7 (gene zswim7). Gene Ontology annotation, cellular component: Shu complex. The transcript is spliced from 6 exons. Lineage: Eukaryota; Metazoa; Chordata; Chondrichthyes; Orectolobiformes; Hemiscylliidae. The coding region runs from base 78 to 518 and encodes 146 amino acids. Gene Ontology annotation, molecular function: zinc ion binding. The record is from RefSeq and is a predicted model, not a curated record. Gene Ontology annotation, biological process: double-strand break repair via homologous recombination.
GCCUGUCCCAGGCCGGAAGCUGAGGUGCUGACCGUGCGGGAGCAUCAGCGAAGCGGCGGUAGAGUCUGGGAAAAAUCAUGUCAACAUCGGGCACCUUGCCAGUGAUAGCAGAAGAACUUCUGAAGAAAGUGAAACAGGUGUAUCAAGAACUGUCCCAAUUGACAGAUGACCUCCUUCUGGCACUCAAGUUUGUCUUUGGCCCAGCUGCCUUGCAUGCCUUAGAGCUGGUGGAUCGCCGUUCAGUUACACUCAUCCAGUCACCCAGUGGAAGGUCACUGUACCAGGUUGAAGGAAGCUCUGGUCAAGUAUAUUAUUGCCUCAGCUACUGCCUUUACUGCUCAUGCCCAGCCUUCAUGUAUUCUGUUUUACGAAGGAAUGACAAUAUAUUGUGUAAGCAUAUUCUUGCGGUAUAUCUCUGUCAAGCCAUGGGAGUGUCCCACCAGCUGAAAGUCUCAGAUAAGCAACUCACCAACUUUCUGCUGGCCAAGGACAAGGAACCUGGAGCCUCGCCACAUUAGAGGUUGCCUUUCGUUUUGGAGAAGGCAGGGCUGCUAAGAAACGUUUUCCAUGACGUACAAGCUCACAGAUUGACCCUUGAAGUCUCCCAGUUACAAAGCUUGAGUGUGCUGUACAGAGACAACUAACUGCAAGCAAUAAGAAGCAGGCAAGCUUUUCUAUGAAGACGACAACACUUGGGUUAUUUCAGUUAAUCAAAUAAUCAAAAUUUUGGAUUAGUGGUGCUGGAAGAGCACAGCAGUUCCGUUUUACCAAAUAAUCAAAAUGUCAGAUGGAAGGUUACAACACUGUUCCAAGAACUGUGGAAGAGAAAAGAAUGUUUCCUUUCCAAACCUGUGUAAGUCUUAGCUGCAGAUUGUGUGUUACCAAAAUAAAAACAGCUGACAACGUAUUAGCUUCAUUACUCCCAGAGCAGCACUCUGGGAAUCGAGUCAUCCUGCAAAAUAAACACUUAGCCAAGGCCAGUGAAAAAUCCUAUUUAAUGUUUGAAGAAGAGCUGGAGCAUCCUCCUGACGAGAAAUAUUCACUUAAAGAGCAUUGCCAAAGGCAGAUUCUUAUAUUAAUUGGCUUCAUUGAUGGCACCUUACUUGCAAAUACUGGCUGCCACAUUUGCCUCCAGUUCAAGGUAAUUAUUGGCUGCUUUGCAAUC